AUGGCGUCCAUCUCCCUCGAGGACGUCCGCAACGAGACCGUCGACCUCGAGACCGUCCCGGUCCAGGAGGUGUUCCAGCACCUGAAAUGCAGCAAGCAGGGGCUCUCCAGCGCGGAGGCCGAGAACCGGCUCAAGAUCUUCGGCCCCAACAAGCUGGAGGAGGUGUCGGAGAGCAAGCUGCUCAAGUUCCUGGGCUUCAUGUGGAACCCUCUCUCCUGGGUCAUGGAGUCCGCCGCGCUCAUGGCCAUCGUCCUCGCCAACGGCGGCGGCAAGCCUCCCGACUGGCAGGACUUCGUCGGCAUCACCGUCCUCCUCUUCAUCAACUCCACCAUCAGCUUCAUCGAGGAGAACAACGCUGGGAACGCCGCGGCGGCACUCAUGGCGGGCCUCGCGCCCAAGACCAAGGUCCUCAGGGACGGCAAGUGGAAGGAGGAGGACGCCUCCAUCCUCGUCCCCGGCGACAUCAUCAGCAUUAAGCUCGGCGACAUCAUCCCCGCCGACGCCAGGCUGCUAGAGGGCGACCCGCUCAAGGUCGACCAGGCAGCGCUCACCGGCGAGUCGCUGCCGGUGAACAAGCACCCGGGCCAGGGGGUCUUCUCGGGCUCCACGGUGAAGCAGGGCGAGAUCGAGGCCGUCGUCAUCGCCACCGGCGUCCACACCUUCUUCGGCAAGGCGGCACACCUGGUGGACAGCACCAACAACGUCGGCCACUUCCAGCUCGUGCUCACGGCCAUCGGCAACUUCUGCAUCAUCUCCAUCGCCGUCGGCAUGGUCAUCGAGAUCAUCGUCAUGUACCCCAUCCAGCACCGCGCCUACCGCGACGGCAUCGACAACCUCCUCGUCCUGCUCAUCGGCGGCAUCCCCAUCGCCAUGCCCACCGUGCUCUCCGUCACCAUGGCCAUCGGCUCCCACCGCCUCUCACAGCAGGGCGCCAUCACCAAGCGCAUGACUGCCAUCGAGGAGAUGGCCGGCAUGGACGUGCUGUGCAGCGACAAGACGGGAACCCUCACCCUCAACAAGCUCACCGUCGACAAGACUCUCAUCGAGGUGUGUGGCAAGGGCGUCGACAAGGACAUGGUGCUCCUCUACGCCGCCAGGGCCUCCCGCGUCGAGAAUCAGGACGCCAUCGACACCUGCAUCGUCAGCAUGCUCGCCGACCCCAAGGAGGCCCGCGCCGGUAUCAAGGAGGUCCACUUCCUCCCCUUCAACCCCGUCGAGAAGCGCACGGCCAUCACCUACGUCGACGGCAACGGCGACUGGCACAGGGUCAGCAAGGGCGCCCCGGAGCAGAUCAUCGAGCUGUGCAGGAUGAGCAAGGACGCCGAGAAGAGGAUCCACGCCCUCAUCGACAGCUACGCCGACCGGGGCCUCCGCUCCCUGGGCGUGUCGUACCAGCAGGUGCCGGAGAAGAGCAAGGAGAGCGCCGGCGACCCGUGGCAGUUCAUCGGCCUGCUGCCGCUGUUCGACCCGCCGAGGCACGACAGCGCCGAGACCAUCCGCCGCGCGCUCCACCUCGGCGUCAACGUCAAGAUGAUCACCGGCGACCAGCUGGCCAUCGGCAAGGAGACGGCGCGGCGCCUGGGCAUGGGCAGCAACAUGUACCCCUCCACCACCCUGCUGGGCGACAACAAGACCGGCGAGAUGGGCGGGCUCAACAUCGACGAGCUGAUCGAGAAGGCCGAUGGGUUCGCCGGGGUGUUCCCGGAGCACAAGUACGAGAUCGUGAAGCGGCUGCAGGACCGGAAGCACAUCUGCGGCAUGACCGGGGACGGCGUGAACGACGCGCCGGCUCUGAAGAAGGCCGACAUCGGGAUCGCCGUGGAUGACGCGACGGACGCGGCCCGGAGUGCGUCGGACAUCGUGCUGACGGAGCCCGGGCUGAGCGUGAUCGUGAGCGCCGUGCUCACCAGCCGCGCCAUCUUCCAGCGCAUGAAGAAUUACACCAUCUACGCGGUGUCCAUCACCAUCCGCAUCGUGCUGGGGUUCCUCCUCGUGGCCUUGGUCUGGGAGUUCGACUUCGCGCCGUUCAUGGUGCUCAUCAUCGCCAUCCUCAACGACGGCACCAUCAUGACCAUCUCCAAGGACCGCGUGAAGCCGUCCCCGACCCCGGACUCGUGGAAGCUCAAGGAGAUCUUCGCCACCGGCAUCGUGCUGGGCACCUACAUGGCCCUCACCACGGCGCUCUUCUUCUACCUCGCCCACGACACCGACUUCUUCACCAAGACCUUCGGCGUCCGUUCCAUCAAGGAGAACGACAAGGAGCUGAUGGCGGCGCUGUACCUGCAAGUGAGCAUCAUCAGCCAGGCGCUCAUCUUCGUGACCCGGUCCCGGAGCUGGUCCUUCGUGGAGCGGCCCGGCGCGCUGCUGGUGAUCGCCUUCCUGGCGGCGCAGCUGGUGGCGACGUGCAUCGCCGUGUACGCCAACUGGGAGUUCUGCAAGAUGCAGGGCAUCGGCUGGGGCUGGGGCGCCGCCAUCUGGGUGUUCAGCAUCGUCACCUACUUCCCGCUGGACGUGCUCAAGUUCGGCAUCCGCUACGCGCUCAGCGGCAAGGCCUGGAACAACAUCAACAACAAGACGGCCUUCACCAACAGGACGGACUACGGCAAGGGCGAGCGGGAGGCGCAGUGGGCGACGGCGCAGAGGACGCUGCACGGGCUCAACCAGGCCACCACCAGCUCCGACCUCUUCGGCGACACCAACAGCUACCGCGAGCUGUCGGAGCUCGCCGAGCAGGCCGCCAAGCGCGCGGAGAUGGCAAGGCUCAGGGAGCUGCACACGCUCAAGGGGCACGUCGAGUCGGUGGUCAAGCUCAAGGGGCUCGACAUCGACACCAUCCAGCAGAGCUACACCGUGUAAGAAGAUAAGCCGCCGUAUGCGUCUCUUUGAGUCUUAAUUUGUUACCCCUGCAAGUGAGAGAGAUCUGAGCGCUGGUUACGUGUUUACUUCAGUCAGUCAGGUUUCUACCACCGUUCAGCGUUGUGUUUCUUGUAUGUAACCUGUAAACUCUUCCUGAAUUCAUCUCGUAUUGUAGCAGUCAUCACCACUUGUUCCCCUGUGAA
Molecule: messenger RNA, 3059 nt
Organism: Setaria italica (foxtail millet)
Lineage: Eukaryota; Viridiplantae; Streptophyta; Magnoliopsida; Poales; Poaceae
Product: ATPase 2, plasma membrane-type
Exons: 2
Coding region: 1-2856 (951 amino acids)
Biological process (GO): regulation of intracellular pH; proton export across plasma membrane
Cellular component (GO): plasma membrane
Molecular function (GO): ATP hydrolysis activity; ATP binding; P-type proton-exporting transporter activity
Source: RefSeq, a predicted model, not a curated record